Messenger RNA from Nicotiana tabacum (common tobacco), 1443 nucleotides. NCBI's taxonomy places the organism in Eukaryota, Viridiplantae, Streptophyta, Magnoliopsida, Solanales, Solanaceae. The record is from RefSeq and is a predicted model, not a curated record.
AUUCUUGGUGCCCAAGUUGUUGUAGAAGGGGUGGAGAAGCAUAAUCCUCUUAGUGAUGGUUCUAUUCUUUGGAUAACAGAAAGCAGAUCCCCACUGGGUAUAGUGGACGAGAUUUUUGGGCCUGUCAAGAACCCCUACUACAUUGUAAGAUACAAUAGUGAGAGCGAAGUCCCCGCUGAAAUCAACCAAGGCACUUUGAUCUCUCUUGUCCCAGAAUUUGCUAAUCAUGUCCUUAUCGAUGGAAGUCUUUACAAGAAAGGGUAUGAUGCAUCUGGUGAAAAUGAUGAAGAGGUGCCCACGGAUGAAGAAUUUUCAGAUGAUGAGAAGGAGGUUGAGUACAAGAGAAUACUGAAAAUGAAAAAGAGGGGCACAAAUGACGAGAAAGUUGGAAACAAGAAGAAGGACAAAAAGAAAUUCAGAAAUCGAUCUCAGAACUCGAAAUGUGAGCAAGCUAUGAAGCCACCAGUCGAGCAAAGUCAAAAUCUUGUCCCACCUGUUACUGGUUCUUCCCAAGGACAGAGGUCAGGCAAUAGGACUGACUUAGUUCCUUCAUUUCAUCAUCCGCAACAGGCCCCUGCUUUUGCAGCUCCUUCAAGUGGAGUUUGGACUAAUAUAAUCCCAAAUCAGCAGCCCGGGAAUAUGGGCUUACCUAAUACUUUGCCAACAAUUGGCAUGCCAUGGCAACAACAAUGUCAUCCUCAGCAAAUGUUUCAAAUGCCUUUGCCUAGUGGAGUACCUUUACAACAGCAAUUCAAUCCAGGACCUCCUCAUAACUUUAUCUUGCCGUUUUUACAGCCAGAUUUUGGCACAGGGCAAGCGUUUGCACCUUGGCCGGCAUUCGGACAAAAUGGUUUCAAUCAACCACCAUUUGCUUUGGGGGGCUUACCAGGCCAACUGGCACAUUUACCUUUCAACUUGGGAGGUCAGAUACCAGUUAACGUACCACAAGCGGUAGCCAACAACAAUUCACAUCCACCCGCUGCAGUUCCUGCUAUUAACGGUUCUCUAAACUUCAAUCAAGGCAAUCAUUUUGGUGGUGGCUGGAAUGCAAAUUUUCAGGCUGGUGGUAGUUUUGGACCACAAACAGGAGACAACAGCAAUUCACAACAACCUGCUGCAGUUCCUGCUAUUAACGGUUCUCUGAACUUCAAUCAAAGCAAUCAUUUUGUUGGUGGCUGGAAUGCGAAUUUUCAGGGUAGUGGUGGUUUUGGACCACAAACAGGAGACAGCAGCAAUUCACAACAACCUGCUGCAGUUCCUGUGAAUGGACCAGAAACAGGAGACAACAAUUCACAUCCACCUGCUAUUGUUCCAGGCAAUACUAAUGGUUGUCUGAACUUCAAUCAAGGCAAUCAUUUUGGUGGUGGCCGGAGAGGAAAUGGUCGGGGUGGUGGUGGCCGGUUUGGCCGUGGGAGAGGGAGAGGGAGGGCGCAACGUUAUUGA